AAAGAAAAAAAACUUCUAAAACUUCGGCCUCAGAUUUUGCAGCAUCAAUCAACAAAAUUUUGUCGAGUUCUGUUAAACCUGCGGACAGAAAUAUACCGAUUUUAUCUCGAUCUAAAGGUAUCGAGCGACGCAUUGAUGAUGCAAAACUAGAAUAUCGAGCACGAAAGGCCAUAAAUAUUGAAAAGAAGAAAUUAGCCGAUAAAGAUCGAAUAAAAGUGGAUUUUACUACUAUGGACACUGAAAGGAAGUUGAGAAAAAUAGCAACCAGAGGCGUUGUACAAUUAUUUAAUGCAAUUCAUAUAUCACAAAAAAUCGUCGAUAAUUCAGUAAAAGAAGCUGGUGGUAGAGAAAUGUUAACAGCAAGAAAAGCUAAAGAUG
Dentiscutata heterogama is the source of this 378-nucleotide messenger RNA. The record is from the annotation of a GenBank genome assembly. NCBI's taxonomy places the organism in Eukaryota, Fungi, Glomeromycota, Glomeromycetes, Diversisporales, Gigasporaceae.